This is a messenger RNA of Ctenopharyngodon idella (grass carp), 1940 nucleotides long. It is a transcript of the gene ifit10, whose product is annotated as interferon-induced protein with tetratricopeptide repeats 10. Bases 228 to 1667 code for a protein of 479 amino acids. Lineage: Eukaryota; Metazoa; Chordata; Actinopteri; Cypriniformes; Xenocyprididae. Gene Ontology annotation, cellular component: cytosol. The record is from RefSeq and is a predicted model, not a curated record. Gene Ontology annotation, biological process: defense response to virus. Gene Ontology annotation, molecular function: protein binding. The transcript has 2 exons.
AUGACACCAGACACCAGAUGGCUGGGAAUAGACCAUCCUUUAUUUGACUAGCAAAUAUCACAGAACAAUUGAGGCAGCCUUUAGCUCUCUCUUUCCAUUUUCUUCAGCCAAGGUUUCAGUUUCCAUUCUGAGUUUGACCCUCCCAUUUCUAGGAGAGGACAAUAAAGCCUGCAGCACCUUCCUCAUGAGACUACUGAAACAUUUUUCGUACAGACGUGACAUCCAAGAUGAGUAUGGAACCUGACAGAACUUUGAGAACAAAACUUCACCAGCUGGAAUGCCACUUCACCUGGGCUCUAUUAAAAGAUGAUAUAGAUCUCAAUGAUGUUAUCAAUAGGCUGGAAGAACAGAUUAAAUUGGAUCUUGGAAAGAAAGAAGGACUUGCCCGAACAUACAGUGCUUUGGCAUAUAUCCAUUUCCUUCUGGGGUUUCACAAGGAGGCACAUGACAACCUCAUGAUAUCCGUGGAGCUCCACAUGGAAUGCCAUAGGGAUGAAUUUCAUAAGACACUUAUUGUCACUUAUGGAAACCUUGCCUGGUUAAACUACCACAUGAAAAACUACACCGAGUGUGAAAUUUACCUGAAGAAGCUCCAGAAGAUAAACGAAACAUUUCCAAAAGAGUUUUCAUCUGUUCCAGAGGUGCUUGGUGAGAAGGGAUGGACUUUUCUUAAAUUCUCACGCAAAUAUUACGACAGAGCCAAAGAAUGUUUCAGGAAGGCUUUAGAACUGGAACCAGAUGAAGGUGAAUGGAAUGCUGGUUAUGCCAUUGCUCUGUAUCGUACUGAAUACGAGAGUUUGGAGUACACUUCGGAGGAUUCAUCUACAAUCAGGCAACUGAGAAGGGCCAUUGACAAGAAUCCAGAUGAUGACGUUCUCAAGGUCCUCUUAAGUUUGCGACUGGUUGUUUACAAGAGGUACAGAGAAGCUGAAAGCUUGGUAGAAAAGGCUUUAGAAAGAUCUCCAGAUCACCCACAUGUCGUUCGAUAUGUUGGGAAAUUCUUCAGGAAUCAAGGGUCUGUGGACAGGUCAAUCACUCUGUUGAAGCGAGCUGUUGAACACUCACCCAAUUCAAGUUUCAUACAUCAUCAGUUGGCUCUCUGCUAUAAGCAGAAGAAAAUCCAAAUUCUGCAAGAACAAAGUCACCAUUCCAAGGGGUCAAGAGUUCAACAGAUUCGUGAUCAGUGCAUCUACCAUUUAGAAAAGGCUACCAGCCUGAUGACCUCCUUUAUUUCUGCAAUGAGCGAUCUAGCACUGAUGUACGGAGAGAACCAUGACAUGUCUCGGGCUGAGGAGCUGUUCCGGGUCACUUUCAAAACAGCUGAAGAGAAAAAUGACAAUUUACAUGUGGUCAAUUUUUAUUAUGCUGAAUUCCAGCUAUACUGCCACAAAUGUGAGUCGUUAGCUAUCAAACACUACACGGAAUGUCUGAAGAUGAGCCCGAAAUCAGUCGAAGGGAAGAGAAGUGCCAAAAGUUUGAGGAAGAUCGCUGAGAAACGGAUUCGGAGAAACUCGCAGGAAGGGGAGGCUUAUGGGAUACUAGGGUUCCUUCAUAAGGAAAAAGGAGAGAAACAUCAAGCCAUUGAGUGCUAUGAGAAAGCUCUGAGUUAUGAAGACAAUGAUGAGUUCCUCAGUAACCUUAGUGCACUCAGGCUGUCCUUACACUAAAGUCAUCACAAAUUAUAUGAUUACACAAUUAUGCAAUAUGCAUUUGGGUGUGCUUCAUGUAUUGGCACUUUAUUACUAUUUAUGACUGUAUAAUGGAGAUAAAAAAUAUUGUCAGAAUAUAUAUAAUAUAUUGUAUCUUUAUGCUUUAAGAUUAAACUAACAUAGGCCUAACAUAGUUGUAAAAUAUUUAACAGUAUGUCAAACUGUGAUACUUUAUCCAAAAGGCACUUUAUAAGAGUUUGAAAGUUGAAAUAAAAUUCAUAAUGUAUAUAA